This is a messenger RNA of Phaeoacremonium minimum UCRPA7, 1959 nucleotides long. RefSeq names its product putative xenobiotic compound family protein. Gene Ontology annotation, molecular function: oxidoreductase activity, acting on paired donors, with incorporation or reduction of molecular oxygen; monooxygenase activity. Bases 1 to 1959 code for a protein of 652 amino acids. The record is from RefSeq and is a predicted model, not a curated record. Lineage: Eukaryota; Fungi; Ascomycota; Sordariomycetes; Togniniales; Togniniaceae. The transcript has 5 exons.
AUGGAUAACUCUCAUCGUGGCGAUGAGUUUUUCGCCAACUCUGGAUUUGCCAACCCAAUGGGCUGGGGAAAGCGACCUGUCUUGUUGAUCAUCGAUGUGUGCAAGGCAUACUGGACAAAGCGUUCCCCGUUGAAUUUGUCAGCACAUCAGCCUUCUGCAACAGUGCCAGUAGUGAUUCAGAACCUUCUGACCGCCGCUCGUACUUCCGGCGUACCUGUGAUUUGGACUUGCGUUGAGUACAAGACCAUGACCGACGCAGGGCUGUUUUGGCUCAAGAGCAAGAGCCUGGAUGUUUGGCAAGUCAGUGACACGAGGGGCUUUGGCGACUGGAUGGAGGGCUUGGAGCCUCGCGAUGGAGAAUCAGUCAUCAAGAAAAAGUACCCGAGUGCUUUCUUUGGCACUACACUUGCUACAGACUUGGUGGUAAUGGGAGCGGAUACAGUGGUCAUCUGCGGAGUUGUUGGCACCGCGUGUGGGGAUCGGAGCGAGGAGAUUCAGAACUCCAAUCUUUUUGAUCUGAACGCCAAGUAUGCUGAUAUUUUCUUCAACUCCGAUAACCCGGUAGGGGAUCCAAGUGACAAAGGAACGACCAAGGAUACAUUAGAGUACUGGACCAGCCUAGCCAAGUUGGCAGAAAAGGGAAAAAUCAGCUUUAUUUUCCUUGCCGAUAGCUACAACACACACGACAUCUACGGUGGAUCCUAUGAUCCUAUGUUGCGUGCUGGCGCGCAUGUCGCUACCAUAGAUCCUUUCACCAUUGUGUCCGCCAUGGCUGCCGUUACCAAAACUGUUGGUUUUGGUCUUACGGCAAGUACCAGUUAUUUGACUCCUUACAUAUUGGCUCGUAACUUCUCUUCACUAGACCAUUUGACAAAUGGCCGUGUGGCAUGGAAUGUGGUUACCAGCUGGAGUUUGAGUGCCGCCCAGGCUCUGGGCCAUGACGAUGUGGUACCUCAUGACCAACGUUAUGACGUGGCUCAGGAGUACAUGGACUUGAUGUAUAAAUUUUGGGAGAGCUCCUGGGGACCUGAAUCGGUCAAGUGGGAUCGUGAAAGUCGCAUUGCUUUUGACCCGGCAGAAGUGAAAAAGAUUGAGCAUCAAGGAAAAUACUUCAAGGCAUCAACCAUAGGACCUAUGCACCCCUCACCCCAACGGACUCCUGUCAUAUUCCAGGCGGGCACGUCGAAAGCUGGACGAGAAUUCGCUGCGAAGCAUGCAGAGGCAAUCUACGUCGGUGGUCUUGUUCCUGCCCAGACCAAAGGCUCGAUUGCUGAUAUACGAGCUGCGGCUGCGGCACGUGGCAGAAACUCCCAGUCUUUGAAAUUCUUUGUUGGAAUAUCAUGUGUACUGGGUCGAACGCUUGAAGAGGCCCAGGAAAAAUAUGAAAGAGCAAAGGACAACGCUGACAUCAUUGGAGGACUCGCACAGUUCUCUGGUUAUACAGGCAUUGACCUUUCUCGUUUUCCAUUAGACGACGUCUUCGAGUUGAAGGAUGCCCCAGGCGAUGCUGCCGUUCACACGUUUUUGGAAAACUUCAACAAGGCGACCGGAAAUACAGAUCCUUGGACCCCUCGAAAACUUGGCGAGAAGAUGGCGCUCGGGGGGUUCCACCCGGUCCCUAUCGGAACCGCUGAAAUGGUGGCAGACGUCUUCGAACAAUGGGUCGACGAAGCGGAUGUUGAUGGAUUCAACAUUGCAUAUAUCAAUAGCCCAGGAAGUCAGGAAGAUAUCGUGGAGCUCCUGGUGCCCGAACUCAUCAAAAGAGGGUUGAUGUGGGAAAAGUACGAAGCUGAAGGCGGCUCGCUACGAGAGAAUCUCUACGGCGUGAAGGGGAUGAAGGAGUUACCGACGGAUCAUUACGGUCACAAAUUCAAGUAUGGCAGCAACUUCGAAGGCGACUCGAUCGAGGCACUGAAGAAGACAAGCCGUUCCCACGGUUUCUGCAUCCAGGUCAAGUGA